AUGUUCAACGAGAUAUUCAUGGACAACCCACCGGCCCCGGCAUCGAGAUCUCCUCAUCCGGAGAGCCCAGUGAGCCCACACACGGCCCCGCCGGGGGGCGGAGGUCCUCCGCCGCCCCGUAAAUCUCGAGUCGCUCUCGCGUGCAAGCGAUUCAGUAGACCGGACGCUGACGAUGGUAGUGUGAUGGCGGUCAUCCGAGUUGCAGGUCCUUAUCCGGGUGGGAAGUCUUUGUACAUCAGCGCGUUGGAGGAGAGAAUCGCGUUUCUUGAGGCGCGAAUGCCGGACUUCGCCGAGGAUCACUUCGCGAACCCUUCAACAGCCACGAUAUCGACUUCAGGACCACCACCGGAAGCGAAGUCUCAACGGCGAGAAUCCCAAGAUUCCUUCUCUGAAGAAGAACCGUCUUCACUCGUCGACGGGGUGGCAUACUUGUCUCUAUGCGCCUCUGGCACAACGGAUACGGCACCGGAGCCUUUCUACCUGGGUUCGAGCUCCGGUGCGACGAUUGCACGCAUGAUCCAGUCAUCCAUCUUCCACGGAGCCGGCGAUCAGGCCAUUCGCGAUGCGCUGGCGGCAGCGCAACCCGGGGUCCUCCGGCCUCCGCUGUCAGGGGCGUCGCCAUCUUCGCAGUCCGACGAUCCAAUGUCCGAGUUCCCAAGCCCGAGCAAUGCCAAGAUGCUGUUCGAUGUGUUCUUUGACCGCCUUCAUACCCGAUGGCCCAUCCUAGAUCGAAAACUGUACAUCUCUCUGUUCGAGGGUCAAUACAGUCAAGGCGCUCUGCCGAUACAGCAGCGAAGCAUACUGCAUCUAAUCUACGCCAUAUCAGCACGUUUCUUGCAGUUGACCAAGAAGCCAUGUGAUGUCGACCCAGAGCGACACCUGCUUGCGGCGAUUGAACCGAUGGACUUCAUUCUCGAGCACCAUAACCUCGCUACUGUCCAGUUUCUCCUGCUUCUUGCCGUUCACGGCCAACGAAGUCCGUUUGGCGCUGGUUGUUGGUCGCAAGUACGGUAUGCCAUGACUUUUUGCAUCGAACUCGGUCUGCACAGGAAGCACAGCAGCAUCCAGUCGACGCACAGCGCGCUCGACAUCGAGAUCAGGAGGCGUGUGUUUUGGGCUUGUUACUGUUUAGAUCGAAUGACCAGCGUGGUUCUCGGUCGCACGUUUGCCAUUGCUGAUCGAGACAUCAAUGUGGAGCUCCCGAGCGAUGACCCGAUAUUCUGGGAGUUGACAGCCCUCGGCACACCGCCCGAGUCUCCGGAUGCGCCUUGGUCGAAUAUGAAGCCCUUCAUUCAUAUUAUCAAGCUCCGCAGGAUUCAAUCAAGGAUUCAUCGUCGAGUUUACCGUGUCGAUAAGGAUGUAGCUGGGUCUCCGGAAGACAGAGCUAAGCUCGAUACCAAAAUGGCUUCCAUACUGGCUGAGCUUGACGACUGGGCCAGAGCGAUCCCGCAUCCCCCGAAAGGUACCAAGACGAUAACUUGGAUGUACGAUCCAGAGAGCUCUUAUCACGACUCUCGAGACUUUUUCAAUCUGCAGUACCAUAAAUCUGUGCUAUCCCUAUUCACCGUCCUUCUCCCGACGCUGAAUACGUCAGACCCGCGGUUUCUCAUCUGCGCACGCUCGGCCGCCUGCGUCUGCACGACGUACAAGCGCCUGAACCAGCAGAAGACACUGAGCUACACAAUGAUGGCCCUCCACUCAUGUUUUAUCGCAGGACUUACACUCGUCUACUGCCUCUGGCGUGACCGCUCGCUCUUUUCCUACGACGCCCUCGAAGCGACCAGGGCGUGCUCCCAGUCUCUGACCAUUUUCGGCGAGAAGUGGCCCGGGGCCGUCAAGUACCGGGACAUCUUCGACGCCCUUUCCGGGAGUCUCUUCAAGACCAUAGUCAACCCUUCAUCCUCCGAGCCGGGAUCAAAGCCCCUCCGAGUUGACCUCGAAGAAGCCGUCGCACCGCCCGCGGGUCCGGAGAUGGCUCCGAAGAGCGGGGCCGGGGUUCCGGGCGCUGAGACCUCGAAGCCUGGAAUGAGUCAUGCCAUUUCAAACGCCGUCAAAGAGGCCUUCAUGGAGGUCGAUGAAGAGGCGCCCGGUGGAUGGCAGGGCUGGAAGAUGUUUAAUGAGAUGGUGCAUGACGAGUCUGGGUACACGAGGGUGUCGGAGGGUGGGUAUGGCGAAGCGGCUCACGGUGAGUGA
Messenger RNA from Colletotrichum karsti, 2193 nucleotides. RefSeq names its product C6 transcription factor. The record is from RefSeq and is a predicted model, not a curated record. Gene Ontology annotation, biological process: positive regulation of transcription by RNA polymerase II; DNA-templated transcription. The coding region runs from base 1 to 2193 and encodes 730 amino acids. The transcript is spliced from 6 exons. Gene Ontology annotation, molecular function: zinc ion binding; DNA-binding transcription factor activity, RNA polymerase II-specific; sequence-specific DNA binding. NCBI's taxonomy places the organism in Eukaryota, Fungi, Ascomycota, Sordariomycetes, Glomerellales, Glomerellaceae.